Messenger RNA from Microcebus murinus (gray mouse lemur), 5771 nucleotides. RefSeq names its product BCL6 transcription repressor (gene BCL6). Gene Ontology annotation, cellular component: nucleus. Gene Ontology annotation, molecular function: DNA-binding transcription factor activity, RNA polymerase II-specific; protein binding. Lineage: Eukaryota; Metazoa; Chordata; Mammalia; Primates; Cheirogaleidae. Gene Ontology annotation, biological process: regulation of transcription by RNA polymerase II. The record is from RefSeq and is a predicted model, not a curated record.
GCGGCCCCUAGCGGCGGCCGGCGCGCACCCGCGGGACACGCCGCCGCCUCCCCCGCCCCGGCCCGCGGGGAUCGAGUUCGGCCUCUCCCACUGCGGGAACCGUCCGAGGCCGCGUCGGAGAAACGCGCCUCUGUUCGGGUUGGAAACGAAUCUGGGAACGUGUUUGAAGCGCGGUCAAGUUUGACUCAUCGCUUUCCAAGGACAGUUAGUGCCUUCCAUCUUCAUUAACGUGAAUAAAGACCUUGGCUGACUUCUGUCCAGAUCGGAUUUUUAAAGGCAUUGUUUGCUUGGGGAGAUCAUGCCUCUCCCCUCCCCCGCCGGCCGUUUUGCAAAGGCUGAGCCCAGUCCAGCCAGGAAGGCCGAGAGAUCUCUGCCUGGGGACGUGGCUUGCUGGCGGUGUCUGCGGGCCCUUCUGGAAGGCUGUCUCCCGGGCGCACGGGAAGCGUCCGUCCCUCUGCAGCUUCUCUUCAGAUCUUGAUGAUAAAACACAUCCCUCUAUUUUAUUGCAUUUCCUAGAAGCUUGCAGGCUUGCAAGAUCGCUGUUGGCAGGAAACGUGAUAGAAAUGAAAGUCAAGACAUAAUGUCCCCGAACACCUCGGUUACCCAAAGCGGCUGCCGAGGCCAUCGCGUUAUCAAAUUCGCUUUUAUCUGCUGUCGCCUUCCCCACCCUCCCGCCCUUCCGCCCCAGUCAAGAGGCAAAGAGUGCUUUCCCCUAAGAACAAAAACAACUCCGCGGUUUGACCCCGUCCCCUGCUGUCGGACCACUGUGGCUGGAGCCGUGCAGUUUGUCGGCUGCGCGGCUGCUGGGACCCAGAACGCUCCAGCAGGAGCCCCGAUGCGGGUUUCACUGCGGUGGCUCCAGCCUUAUUAGAAUUCCUUGUUCCUGUCCCUAAACAGUGCUUUGCACUUUCAAAUUCCCCAUUUGAGUUUUCAGCGAGUUAUUGGAGUUAUUAGAUUACCAAUAAUCCAACGGCUGGCCUGGAUAGAGAGGAGGGGGAAGGGCGGAGGGCAUUCUCCAAAUCGGGAAGCUCUGGCCAAACUAGGUCAAUGGGAAGGCGGGGCGGGCGAGACGGGCCUGCGGGUUUCAAGCCUUGACGGCGGGCGCUCUCUAGCGUUGGGCAGCGGUGGAAACACGCCGAGGCUUGAGCUCCCGGAACCACCGGGCCUCCUCAUUUCUAAUAAGUCCAUUUGUUGAAUUUUAAUUUCCCAGAUUCUCGCCCCCGCCCCAGAAUCGCAUUCCAGCCGUCUCGUUCGCCCUUAUCUAACUGGGCAGGGGAAUGAGAAAGCUUCAAAGCAGGAUUUUGAGACCGAGGAGGCCAAGUCUUUACGGACAGACGCUGAGCCCUCCUCGGUCGCAGACGGGAUGCGCGGCGCGGCGUGGCGCCACCCGCUAGUUUUAGGGCUGCGGCCUUUGAGGCUGAGCCUUUCGCUGUCCCCUGAAAGCGCCCUCCGCAGCCCGCUAUCGAGACCCAUUUGGAGCUGGCGCCCAGGGGUUAUAAUUCCCGGGGAGGCCGCGGGAAGGGGAGGCGAUUGCGGGCCGCGCCAGUGCGUGCGCUGGGGCCGGCGCCCCGGCCUCCGCCGGGUCCACGCCGUGUCUCUGCUGUUUCGGGGAAACUGGACUCGGAAAUCCCUACACCCGGCCAGGUUCGGCCUGGCGCCUCCUAUUCUAAAUACUUUAGGCGGAAACCAAGUCGAGCUGGGUUCCCGUUCUUGCCAACGUAGGCGGAAGGGACUUUCGGUUUAGUUUUCCUCCAACUUGGCUGGGGCGCGCAGGAUGGAGACCCUAAGCCCUUAGGGACUCCAUCUUUUUCGCCUCAACACCUCGCCUGACCAGCCCCUUAGAGAAGUGGCGGGGGGCGGGCGGAGACGGGCAAAAAGUGAGAAAAGGAACGACUCACUUAGGCCAACCAACGCCGGAAUUGGGCAACUUGGAGUCAGGAAAUGAGUCUCAGAUUGGACCCGAACGCCUGGCUUCUAGACCAGCUCCGCUACCAAACUUGUCUGAUUCCUCCGUUUAUAAAUGGCUGUGGGGAAGGGGUAGGACUGGAUGAACUCUGAGAGUCCUGGGCUCGGCGCGGGCGAGGGAUUUAGGGGAAAGUGCGCCGCACUCCCCGCGAGCCGCAGCCCCCUCCCCCGUGAAUCCCCGGGGCCAGCACGGCGCGGGCUGCGAUCCUGGCUGCAGUCGGGGCCGGGUAGCUUCCUGGAAAGUUAGACGGGCAGAGAGUAUUCUGUGAAAUCCGCAGAGCCGAGAUCGACUACGUUCCGGGAAUGAGAGGGCUGUGCCAUUCCCCUCCCUGCGCCCUGCCUUGACUGCAUAACAGGAAAAAAAAAAAAAAAGAAAAAAAAAGGCAUACACACAAUGUUAGCUACCGAAGUGCCCGAAAAGUUUUAUUUGAAUGUAACUAAAUUAAGGGCCACCACGGCCACACCAGGGAGCCUCCACCGCGCCUUGCAGGGGGCUUCGAGGUGGAUGGGAAGUGGUGCCCGCCGGUCGUCCAGAAGUGGGCAGUCUCUGGAAGACAGGUUUUAAGCAAAAUUUUGGACUGUGAAGCAACGCAUUGGGUGAAGACAAAAUGGCCUCACCGGCUGACAGUUGUAUCCAGUUCACCCGCCAUGCCAGUGACGUUCUUCUCAACCUCAAUCGCCUCCGGAGUCGAGACAUCCUGACGGAUGUUGUCAUUGUGGUGAGCCGUGAGCAGUUUAGAGCCCAUAAGACAGUCCUCAUGGCCUGCAGUGGCCUGUUCUACAGCAUCUUUACAGACCAGUUGAAAUGCAACCUUAAUGUGAUCAAUCUGGAUCCUGAGAUCAACCCUGAGGGGUUCUGCAUCCUCCUGGACUUUAUGUACACAUCUCGGCUCAAUCUGCGGGAAGGGAACAUCAUGGCUGUGAUGGCCACAGCUAUGUACCUGCAAAUGGAGCAUGUUGUGGACACUUGCAGGAAGUUUAUCAAAGCCAGUGAAGCAGAGAUGGUUCCUGCCAUCAAGCCUCCUCGUGAAGACUUCUUGAACAGCCGGAUGCUGAUGCCCCAAGACAUUAUGGCCUAUCGGGGCCGCGAGGUGGUGGAGAACAACCUGCCACUGAGGAACACCCCUGGGUGUGAGAGCAGAGCCUUUGCCCCCAGCCUGUACAGUGGUCUGUCCACACCGCCAGCCUCUUACCCCAUGUACAGCCACCUUCCAGUCAGCAGCUUCCUCUUCUCUGAUGAGGAGCUGCGGGAUGCCCGGAUGCCUGUGGCCAACCCCUUCCCCAAGGAGCGGGCCCUCCCCUGCGACAGUGGCAGGCCAGUCCCUGGGGAAUACAGCCGGCCGGCCAUGGAGGUGUCCCUCAGCGUGUGCCACAGUAACAUCUAUUCACCCAAGGAGACAGUCCCAGAGGAAGCACGAAGUGACAUGCACUACAGUGUGGCUGAGGGCCCCAAGCCCGCUGCCCCCUCGGUCCGAAAUGCCCCAUACUUCCCCUGCGACAAGGCCAGCAAAGAAGAAGAGAGACCCUCCUCAGAGGAUGAGAUUGCCCUGCAUUUUGAGCCCCCCAAUGCGCCCCUGAACCGGAAGGGUCUGGUUAGUCCACAGAGUCCCCAGAAAUCCGACUGCCAGCCCAACUCGCCCACAGAGUCCUGCAGCAGCAAGAAUGCAUGCAUCCUCCAGACCUCUGGCUCCCCGCCGGCCAAGAGCCCCACUGACCCCAAAGCCUGCAACUGGAAGAAGUACAAGUUCAUCGUGCUCAACAGCCUCAACCAGAAUGCCAAACCAGAUGGGCCCGAGCAAGCUGAGCUGGGCCGCCUUUCCCCGAGAGCCUACACUGCCCCACCUCCCUGCCAGCCACCCCUGGAGCCUGAGAACCUUGACCUCCAGUCCCCAACCAAGCUCAGUGUCGGCGGGGAGGAUUCCACCAUCCCUCAAGCCAGCCGGCUCAAUAACAUUGUUAACAGGUCCCUGACAGGCUCCCCCCGCAGCAGCAGCGAGAGCCACUCGCCACUCUACAUGCACCCCCCGAAGUGCGUGUCCUGCGGCUCUCAGUCCCCGCAGCACGCGGAGAUGUGCCUCCACACUGCGGGCCCCACGUUCCCCGAGGAGAUGGGAGAGACCCAGUCUGAGUAUUCGGAUUCCAGCUGUGAGAACGGGGCCUUCUUCUGCAAUGAGUGUGACUGCCGCUUCUCUGAGGAGGCCUCACUCAAGAGGCACACGCUGCAGACCCACAGCGACAAACCCUACAAGUGCGACCGCUGCCAGGCCUCCUUCCGCUACAAAGGCAACCUCGCCAGCCACAAGACCGUCCAUACCGGUGAGAAACCCUAUCGUUGCAACAUCUGUGGGGCCCAGUUCAACCGGCCAGCCAACCUGAAAACCCACACUCGAAUUCACUCUGGAGAGAAGCCCUACAAAUGCGAAACCUGCGGAGCCAGAUUUGUACAGGUGGCCCACCUCCGUGCUCACGUGCUCAUCCACACUGGCGAGAAGCCCUAUCCCUGCGAAAUCUGUGGCACCCGUUUCCGACACCUUCAGACUCUGAAGAGCCACCUGCGAAUCCACACGGGAGAGAAACCUUACCAUUGCGAGAAGUGUAACCUGCAUUUCCGUCACAAAAGCCAGCUGCGACUUCACUUGCGCCAGAAGCAUGGCGCCAUCACCAACACCAAGGUGCAAUACCGCGUGUCGGCCACUGACCUGCCUCCGGAGCUCCCCAAAGCCUGCUGAAGCAUGGAGUGUUGAUGCUUUCCUCUCCAGCCCCUCCUCAGAAUCUACCCAAAGGAUACUGUAACACUUUAUAAUGUUCAUCCCAUGAUGUAGUGCCUCUUUCAUCCACUAGUGCAAAUCAUAGCUGAGGGUAGGGGGUGGGGGGUGGGGCCUGGGGGACUGGGAGCCACGGCAGCUCCCUUCCCCCACUGCCAUAAAACAUUAAGAAAAUAAUAAUGCUUUUUCUCCUAUGUGUAAGGCGAACCAUGUCAGCAAAAAGCAAAAUCAUUUUAUAUAUCCAAGUGGGGGAGUAUGCAAAAGCUCUGACUUGACUUAGUCUGCAAAAUGAGGAAUGUAUAUGUUUUGUGGGAACAGACGUUUCUUUUGUAUGUAAAUGUGCAUUCUUUUAAAAGACAAGACUUUGGUGUGUUAUCAAAGAGAGGGCUUUAAUUUUUUUAACCAAAGGUGAAGGAAUAUAUGGCAGAGUUGUAAAUAUAUAAAUAUAUAUAUAUAUAUAAAAUAAAUAUAUAUAAACCUAAAAAAGAUAUAUUAAGAAUAUAAAACUGCGUUAAAGGCUCGAUUUUGUAUCUGCAGGCAGACACGGAUCUGAGAAUCUUUAUUGAGAAAGAGCACUUAAGAGAAUAUUUUAAGUAUUGCAUCUGUAUAAGUAAGAAAAUAUUUUGUCUAAAAUGCCUCAGUGUAUUUGUAUUUUUUUGCAAGUGAAGGUUUACAAUUUACAAAGUGUGUAUUAAAAAAACAAAAAGAACAAAAAAAAAAAAGCUGCAGAAGGAAAAACGUGUAAUUUUGUUCCAGUUUUCAGUUUGUAUAUACCUGUAUAACGUGUCCUCACGGUGCCUUUUUUCACGGAAGUUUUCAAUGAUGGACGAGUGUGCGCCAUCCCUUUUUGAAGUGUAGGCAGACACAGGGACUUGAAGUGGUCACUAACUAAACUCUCUUUGGGAACGUUUGUCUCAUCCCAUUCUGCGUCAUGCUUGUGUUAUAACUACUCCGGAGACAGGGUUUGGCUGUGUCUAAACUGCAUUACCGCAUUGUAAAAUAUAGCUGUACAAAUAUAAGAAUAAAAUGUUGAAAAGUCAA